Messenger RNA from Grammomys surdaster, 1591 nucleotides. It is a transcript of the gene Miip, whose product is annotated as migration and invasion inhibitory protein. Bases 204 to 1331 code for a protein of 375 amino acids. Gene Ontology annotation, biological process: negative regulation of G2/M transition of mitotic cell cycle; negative regulation of cell migration. NCBI's taxonomy places the organism in Eukaryota, Metazoa, Chordata, Mammalia, Rodentia, Muridae. The record is from RefSeq and is a predicted model, not a curated record. The transcript has 10 exons.
UGGGCUUCCGGGAGAAGAGCGUUGGCGUCCUUUUAUCCAAGGCAGCCACGGAUCUUGGGACCAGAGAGGUGUGCCUACGUCCCGCUAGACCGGUAGAGAAGAGGCAAGCACCUAGGCCCGGUGGAACCUAGGCUGAGCACCUCCUGUGGGUAUGCUGCAGCCCAGAGAUAGUGACGUUGCUGUGAGAAGCCCACGUGCCCAAUAUGGCGGAGACUAAAGACCCGGUUCAGCUUCGGCUGCUCAGUCUGGAGCUCCUGAAGCAGCUUUGGGCUGGGCACGAGGCCAUGUGUCAGUCGGUGGCCAGAGCAGCAUUAGAGUCAAACCUGAACUAUAGAAGCAGCAACAACUUAGAGAUGCCACUGUCCCAAGAGACUUCUUCCACUUCUUCAAUGGCCCCCAGCUCACAGGACAAAAGACACAUGUGGGACCCACUGGACAGUCAUCAAGGUGACAUGUUUGAUAUGGCUUGGAAUGGCAAGGUCAACUCUAGGAUGGACUCUCAUCCACCUGCCACCUGCCAACCCCAGGAGCCCCAGGAAGGACUACGGCCCCUCUCAGUACCCUUGCUAGCCACUCAAGGUCUGAAGGGACCAGUGUCUUUGGCAGGACCAAAAGGUCUGGGGCCUAACAAGACACAGAUCCCAAGGUCCGUCCUGUCACGACCGAGCAAGCCAUCUAAGCCCAAAGUGACCUUCUCCCAGGAGUCUGCAGUGCCUGAGAGCAGCUGGUACUCUAGGCCAUACCUAGGCUAUGAUUGGAUUGCAGGGUCCCCGGACAAUAACUCUCCGGUCACUAGUGAACCCGAAGCCUUCUUCUCUGUGCUGCAGAAGUUUCGAGAAAACAACAAAGAGGAUUGUGUUUGCAGCUCCCCUGAAGCUGUGUUCCCAGGGCUGCAAGAGAGCAGUGGUGUGGAAGAGGACCACGAGUGUGUGUACUGUUACCGCAUCAACCGCCGGCUGUUUCCUGAGCCUUUGGAUCCAGGUGCCCCUUGCCGGCUGUGUAGGAUACCCCGGGAUGAGAAGGGACCUGAAACUCUGAUGGAGCCAGUGCAAGUCAGGGUGAGCAUUCCCCUAUCCAUCCUGGACCCUCCACACCGGUAUCGAAUUCACAGAAGGAAGAGCUUUGAUGCAUCUGACACUCUAGCUCUGCCUCGGCACUGUCUGCUGGGCUGGGACAUCCUCCCUCCAAAGUCAGAGAAAACCUCUGUCCCCAAGAGCCUAGACCUCUGGUCCUCUGUGACCUAUGGAGCAGCGCAGCGCCAGGAUCUGUCAUCCACAAGCCCAUCCUGUCAGGCCUUUCCAGCACAAGACCCAUCACUGAUCUGGUCAUAGGCUCAGGUUGCCCAACUCUGUCCCUCCCACUAGAAGCCCCGUGGACUGACUACCCGGAAGGCUACAGUAUUCUACCAGUGCCAUCAGCCACCGUGGAGGAGAAGCACCUAAGUAAGAGCUGGAAGUGGGCAAGAUGGAGGUGGCUGAGCUAUUUCUCCUUGGUUGUCCCCUCUGUCUCCUGGUGUCUUGAAAGUGAGAAUUCCAGGGCAGAGAGGACAGAGUGCUCUGAGUAGCGUGCCAAUAAAGCUCAGGACCCUACA